Molecule: messenger RNA, 7153 nt
Organism: Anopheles coluzzii
Lineage: Eukaryota; Metazoa; Arthropoda; Insecta; Diptera; Culicidae
Gene: wap
Product: DDB1- and CUL4-associated factor 7
Exons: 4
Coding region: 1392-2426 (344 amino acids)
Cellular component (GO): nucleus
Molecular function (GO): protein binding
Source: RefSeq, a predicted model, not a curated record
ACCUCCGGGGCACCCGGGGUGGAAGGUGCAAACACACGCAUCACCACCACCACCCGCUCCACCACGGCCAGAGACGAGCCCGAGCGAGGUUGAUGCGCCCCGAGGAUGCGCCACCGCAGCAGCCGGGAGUGGGAAGAGUGCGAAUCGAUUGCGGCUGUCUUUUGUCUGGCCUGGGGCAGACAACGUUUCUCACACUAUCAACAAAACGGCAAAACUAAUUCCACCAUCACCAGCUCGAUCCACCACCCCCGCUCGCCUCCUCCGAUUGGUCACAAUCAAUCAACCAACACCACCGAACACACACACACGCGCGCCGUUACGAAGCGCAUUGGUGAGGUGUUGUUGUUGUUGUUGUUUUUGUGUGUGUGUGUGCGACAAAGGCGGCACGAUCAAAACAAGAUGAAUCAACGGUGAAACCCCCCUGCCCCCGCAUCCCAUCCGCAUCUUGGCCUGCUGAAUGUGUGUUGCAUUUAUUCGUCCUACGAGGCAGCUUGUUCUUGCCGGCGGAGAAUUUACUUCCAGUUGCCAGUUGGUGGUCGGUGUUGUUAUUUGUUUUGCUUCUAGCGACUUUGGGGCGUUUCGAUUCGUCUCUUUGUUGGUGGUGAAAAGCGGCAUCCAAACGAAGCUGCCGUCGAGCUUAAAGGAAACAGCCGGACACUGCAAACAUUUUGUUCCCUUGCUUGCGUUUAGGCAUUGAAGAAAAACUCUCCCCCAGCGCCUGUAACAGCUCCUCUGUCUGUCUGACAUUGCCGUUCGAUGUGGCUCAGUAUAGUGUCAUGUCAUUGUGAAUGAUAUUGGUGCAGCGUGACCGGUUAGCUUUUCCUGCUCCUUUUCGGUCCCGGUCCCGGUCGUCGGCUGUACGUUCGUCGCUUGUACCGCUCCGCAAGCGUAGGCAUCACCGCAUGCGUCAGCAGCAGCACGGGAGCAACGGAAACAGUGAAGCAUCACCACGCGCACCCACCUGACAAACACACCCGCAACCCGCAGAGCCGAGGGCAGCCGAGCCGUGCCGUGGCAGAGAGAGAGAGCGUGUGUGUGUGUGUCUGUCUGUUUUUUGUUGUUGUUGAGAUAUUUAUGGUGCUUCGAAUCCAAGUUCGAACCGAUCGCAAAAACCCGAUAUAAAUAGGUUUGCGCGCGCUACCGGGGACUUUCCGGUGGACGGGGCGGUACAGGAGGACGCACCGGGCAGCCUAGCCGACGCGUGCACCACCACGAGUGGGAGCAUCAUCCGUUCCUCCGCGCCGAGGACGGUUGUUGCCCCGUCCUCGUUCUCCGGCUUUACCGCACACCGGGGCGACGAAACCCGCCGGCAGCUGGAGCAGCAGCAGCAGCAGCAGCAACCGGAGCAGCCAACCGUGCACGACCGGUUACGGCCCGCGCCGCCAAGAAGCAUGUCCGGCACGACGGGCAAGCGCAAGGAGAUCUACAAAUAUCUCGCCCCAUGGCCGCUCUACUCGAUGAACUGGUCGGUGCGGCCGGACAAGCGCUUCCGGCUCGCCCUCGGCAGCUUCGUCGAGGAGUACAACAACAAGGUGCAGAUCAUCAGCCUGGACGAGGACACGAGCGAGUUCAGCGCGAAAAGCACGUUCGACCAUCCCUAUCCGACGACCAAGAUCAUGUGGAUACCGGACUCGAAGGGCGUGUAUCCGGAUCUGCUCGCGACCAGCGGCGACUACCUGCGGCUGUGGCGGGCCGGUGAGCCCGACACCCGGCUCGAGUGCGUGCUGAACAACAACAAAAACAGUGACUUCUGCGCCCCGCUCACCUCGUUCGACUGGAACGAGGUCGACCUGAACCUGGUCGGCACGUCCUCGAUCGAUACGACCUGCACGAUCUGGGGGCUCGAGACGAGCCAACCGCUCGGGCGCGUCAACCUCGUCUCCGGCCACGUCAAGACGCAGCUGAUCGCGCACGACAAGGAGGUGUACGACAUUGCGUUUUCGCGGGCGGGCGGUGGCCGCGACAUGUUCGCGUCGGUCGGCGCCGAUGGCAGCGUGCGCAUGUUCGACCUGCGCCACCUGGAGCACUCGACCAUCAUCUACGAGGAUCCGGCCCACACGCCGCUGCUGCGGCUCGCGUGGAACAAGCAGGACCCGAACUACCUCGCGACGGUCGCGAUGGACAGCUGCGAGGUGAUCAUACUGGACGUGCGCGUCCCGUGCACCCCGGUCGCCCGGCUCAGCAAUCAUCGCGCGUGCGUGAACGGUAUCGCGUGGGCGCCGCACAGCUCCUGCCACAUCUGUACGGCGGGCGACGACCACCAGGCCCUGAUCUGGGACAUCCAGCAGAUGCCGCGACCGAUCGAGGACCCGAUCCUCGCGUACACCGCGGCCGAGGGCGAGGUCAACCAGAUACAGUGGGGCGCCACCCAACCGGACUGGAUCGCGAUCUGCUACAAAACGGCGUGCGAAAUACUGCGCGUCUAAGGCCGUUCCCUCUGUUAGGCUUUUAGCGGUUGUUUUUAGUUUUUACAAUUUUUUUUUUCCAUUGCAAACCCAUUACUAUCCAAUUUAUGCUUUAGGUAGUUUUUUUUUUUUUUUUUUGGUUAGUUUACACUAGAUUAAUUUACAUCCACGCCGCGGUACACACGCGGUGCUGGAACGAAAUUUGUACAUUUGCUUGGUUUGAUGAGUCUAAACCAUUCCUUUAGCCCCCCCCCCUCCCCCUUCCCCCUUCCCCUUCCUGUGCGCUACAGCAGGCUCCAACCUGCGCGCACAACCACGUGUCACCAUUGUCUAGCUUUGGUAGCGAGAGAUUCAAACCUUACCUGCUAAUGAAUUUGAAUGCGAAUUAUUGUUUAUUGGAAAAGAGUAGCUUUUAUUUACACCAACAACGGCAUCAUGCCAUGCACCGCCACAUACUCAAUGCGCGCACCCCCUCUACGCAGCAUCAAUACGCAAAAAGACAUGUUUGACACGGAGUGUACGAACGAACGUAUAGGUUAAGCAGCUUCCUGCGCUAGCUUUACACUUACACAGCUGGGCGGGAAAAGCAUUCUUUCACGCUUCUACUCCUCCUCCAACACACUGUGCUGUAUCAUUUACGCAUCGGAAGGCAAGGGCGAUAUUUCGUAGAGGUAGCUUUUGCAUACCGCAGUCGCUGGAAACCUGACAAACGGCGAACCCUUCAAAUGAGCCUAAUUUGAAUAAUCGUGCAACAGUUAGAAUACGCAAUCCGGUAUGAAAAUUCACUGCACCCUUCCUCCAGGGGGGGUGUCGUUUCAAUCGUAAUUAUUUUCUUUUUUAUGUACUUACUUAUUGCUUAAAUGGAGAUACUUCUCUAUUGUCGAAAGCAACCCGUGUAAUCAGGAGUCGUAGCUAAACCUUCCCUUGUAGUGUUAAAAAGCUAGAACUAACUGGCCCCCUUCAGGGUUUUCCGGGGUUCUCUCUAGUCCAGGUUUCACUGUGCUACCCCCGCUGCAUAGUUUGUUAGGUGUAUGUUUAGGAUUUUUUUUUAAAUGUUUUGUAAUACUUUCUUAAAAAAAUGUGCAACUUUUAUCGCAAAACCCCAUAUAUCCUUGCCGCCCUCUUUUCCUGGUGUAAUACAGUUAGGGAAUAGUUCCAAUUACUGAACGGCGCAAAUGCAAACAGCAAACACGGGAGGGUUUUUAGCGGACGAACACCGAAAACAAUCAACCUUUCCACUGUACUGCUCAUAGGCAGCUAUUUUGUUUUAAAUUAUUUUCCUAAUUUUCGACAAUCGCGUGUCCGGGCAGCACUCCCCCCAGUACGCGUGUGCGUGGAGCCUAGUGGUACAACGCCGAGAACGGUUUAACCUGCCAAAUCGCUGCUUUUUUUUUUAAAUCAUUGAGCGAUUUUGGGGUUAUUUCAGAACGGCCUGUGUGUUGAUAGUGUUGGAGGAAUACCAAAAACAACAGAAAAAUGCAACGGCUUUUUCCCCCUGCUGAAGCUAUAUACUUUACUCGACGGCCUAGCGAUAGAAAAAUCAAACCGUAAAAGGAAAGCGUGUCCGUUUUGGUUCGAUGCUUCAGGUGUUUCAUCCUCCCUGCGCUGUCCUUGCAGGGUUUUCCUUGUCACUUUCGAAUGUGCACAUCAUUAUUCACCGUCUGCAAAAUGUUUUCCACAACUGUCACAUAUUGUGUAUUGACAUCACAAGAAAACUUCAGUUCUUACACAUAAUUUAAGAGUGAUCCAAUGGUCGAGUCGUCAACUCGAACGAUUCAAUAACAUGCGCGCCAUGGGUUCAAGUCCCUAAUGGGGACCGUCCCCCUGUAGCAAGGAUGUGACGACUAUACGCGUCUGUGUUUACGUUUAAGAGCCUGUGAAGGCCGGCAUGUCCGCGUAGGACGUUACGCCAAGCAGUAGAGGAAGAAGACGAUUUUCAACACAUCAUCACAAAGAGAACUGUCUCAAACUCAAUGCAACUUUGAGAUGUGUUCAAAAUUAUGUGGAAGAACUGUGAUAUUUUAUCGUGUUUUUCAAUACAAUAUGUGACAGCUGUUGAAAAACAUCUUGAAGGCGGUAAAUAAUGAAGUUCACAUUCGAAAGUGACUUGGAAAAACCCUGUACCUUUCGUGUAAUACUACACUUUGUAAUACUGAAGCAAAUAAUAAGCGCAUCUACUUGAUGAACAGAUAUACACACACACACACACACACAUACACACACACACACACACACACACACACACACACACACACACACACACAUACGGGGUUUUCCAAGUCACUUUCGAAUGUGCACAUAAUUAUUCACUAUCUCCGAGAUGUUUUUCAACAGCCGUCAAAUGUUGUAUAUCCAUCACAACAAAAUUUCAGUUCUUACACUUGAUUUUCAACACAUCACCCAGAACUGUCAAACCGCAAACCGUGUUGAGACGUGUUGAAAAUCAUGUGGAAGAAUUGAAAAACUAUUCAGAUGCAAAUUCAACGUUUGACAACUGUUGAAAAACAUGUUGGAGGCGGCGAAUAAUGAUGUGCACAUUCGAACGGAAAGCUCGGAAAACCUUGCAAAGGUGUAUCAUUAUACUCAAUUAUUUAAACAUGGGCGUAAGAAAAGUAAUAAGAAUAGAAGAAGAAAAAAACACAAACGAUGGGAUUAUAUUUCUCUAGUAUUGGGUGUUGUAGGUUAAUAUAUUUCUUUUUUGUUUUUAUUUUUACUAUCAAGGCCAGAGCGUCCUAUUAUUGCACUGUAAUGCCGUGCAUCGCACAGAUAUGCAACGUGGUCUGGAACCUAAAGGAUAGCCUAAUAUAAUACUGUAGUGGGCAAGGUGUUGUGCUAUAAUAGGAUGGCAAAAAAAAACACACACACACACACCCAUGCUAGCUGAUUAUAUGUAUACAUAUAAUUGUGGAUUAUUUAAGAUUACUUUAAGUGUAAUGGCAACACACAAUGCUGGUGGUAGUAUGGCGAGCCAGAUUUGUGUGCACCCACGGACUCACGAAAAAAAAAAGAAAUCUUACAACAAAAAAGAUGGACGAUUUUGUGAAAAGAAGAUGAUGAAGAAGAGGAGGAAAAAACGUUGUGAAACACAAGCGAAUCGGCCCGAGAAAGGGGGCAAAAACACUGUAACUGUAACGAGCAAAAACUGCGCAAAACGUAAAGGGGCACACCUAAGGGCGCUCUAUGCCUUAAAUGUAUAGCAAUGAUGCUUUUCGGGGUGGCAUCGUUUUGAUCACACACAUAGGGGGGGGAGGGAAAAACGAAGAAAACAAAACAACAAACCAAUCAGAACCAGCUACAAAAUGUUGGCUUUACAUUUCAAACAAGGACAUUACACAUUCGUCAUCAAUUUCCACUCUCACGUUCACUUCACUUACGUGUACUCUCCUGCAUAUACCUAUAGUGUACCGGCCCCGGGCUGAAAGUUACAUUAAAGUAGCGAAAGUACUUUCACAUACAACUGUUCAUCAUCAACUGACUGAUAACAUUUUUUUUUGCGUUUAAAUACAGUUUGUGUUUUAGUCAAAGUGUUUGUACCUUUCUCCGUGUUUUUGAAGGGAUAUGAGGGCUCCAUUGUUUUAAACUUAUUUUGAAAUCAACGACUCCCUCAUGUCUACCCCUUUUUUAUGAUUUCCUCCAGCCGCUGUAUUUAUCGUUUAUACGCAUUUUUAUGCUACCCAGUUUGGUCGUUUACCAAUAUUUAACAGCGGUGACACUGACUGUGCCGCUUCACCAGAUUCCGGAAGAGUGGAAUUGGCAGCUGGCAAUCGCACGAUAGGCAAGCAUUGCGGCGAAUUCUCCGGACGAAAGCGUGACUAGGGAGGAUGUGGUUGUGGUCAGCAAAUAUUGUAACCUUUUGCUUAUACAACGCUUAGUAGACCCACGGAGCACGGAAUGCGCACAGCAUCAAGUGAACUGUACUGGCACUCGGACUCUAACCGAUAGCAAACUCACCUCACGUGGGGGAGGGAGAGGGCACAUUUGUACGCAUUUCGUCAAAACGCAUUUUCGUAACGAUGCGAGUGGGUUAUUCGGUUUUCCCCUUUCGACGCUAUUUUAAGUCAUAAUUCUCUUAAAUCUCUAGUCUAGUCUACAGCUGAUUUGGUUGGAUCCAGCUUUUUGGACCACUCGCCGGGUGGAUUUUUUUUUGUUGUUGUUGCUAAAGUUGAUCCCUUCAUCUACGGUCACGUCCAUGAUGCAUACAUAUGAUGCUAACGAUCACACAGGGAACGUAUGUUAAGUUCGUACAUUGCCUAAAAUAAAAUCAGUAGUACACCACCAACAUUGACACAUGGGCCGACUUGAAGAAAACGAAAAAAAAAAAGGAAACCCUAACUCAUUAGUAUGCAUAGCAAUAUAAGAAUUUGAAUGUAUGUGAAACCAGGCAAGCAAAUAAUAAUUUAUAAUGCGCAGAGUAGGUACCAAGAGGAACCAGAACAGAACCCGGUACAUGUAAGCAAAUUAAUAACGAAAUAAAUAAAACAAAAAUAUGAAGAAAAAAAAAACACACUUACAAAACUAAGCCAAACAACAAACAGACAAAACUAUAGUCCUUCAAAACGAACACAAAACAAAAAGAGAAAACGCAAUAAAACAUAACAAAAGUAAACAACACAAAACGGUAGGGCUAAACAGAAAAAAAUGCAUUCUAAACGGUGAGGACGAACAUUUGGGCGAAAGAGAGCAAAACAAAAAAAAAACAAGGAGUAACAAUUUACGAUUAAAAUAAAGAUUUUCUUAAUGCAACUCAA